CUGUCAUCUGAUCAACCUGUAGAAGACACCCAGCUGAACAUAUUCCCCGACAGUGAGAGACAACAGUAUCUUUAAUAGCAGCUGCAGAUGAUGACGUUCCUCCUCUUCCCCCUCCCCCUGACCUCGGACCACAGUAAAAGAGGAAGCUGUGUCAUCCUGCUGCUCCUCGGCCUGCUGAGCUGCAUCACCUCGCUGCCUUCACCACGAAUCUCCUUCACCCGCGACUCUGUAGACCGACCGCUGCUCCACUUUAGCCUCCCUGAUGUCCACAAUACCACCACACUGUUGCUAAGCAACGACGGUUCCACCUUGUACGUGGGGGCACGGGACGCCGUCCUCUCAUUGGACGUCAGUCAGACCGAUGAUAUCACCCUGAAGAAGAAGGUGGAGUGGAGUCCAUCAGAGGCAGAAAUAAACGCGUGUCAAUUUAAAGGGAAGAACCCAACGGUCGACUGUCCCAACUUCAUUCAUGUGUUGCAGCAGAUAAACUCAACCCAUCUCUACGCCUGUGGCAGUUACGCCUACAGUCCCCAUGAUGCCUACAUCGAUGUUGAAACCUUCUCCAUAAUCCAACAUGAUGGUGCUAAAAGUCGCUGCCCAUUCAACCCCUUCCAGAGGAACACCGCCAUCACUGUCGAUGGGGAACUGUUCACCGCCACAACCACCGACUUCAGAGGAGUCGAGCCACAGAUUUCUCGUCACUUCAGCAAAGAUGGCCGUCCAGAUGUCAGCCAAGACUCGUCUGUCAGCUUACUGGAUGACCCGACCUUUGUCAGCUCGUCGUUGGACCCAGCAGAGAGGAAACUCUACUUCUUCUUUAGUGAAGUUGGGAAAGAGUUCAGCUUCGUAGAAAAGCUGCAAAUUGCACGGGUGGCCCAAGUCUGCAAGGAUGAUGUUGGAGGACAGAGGACUCUGCAGAGGAAGUGGACGUCCUUUGCCAAAGCCCCUCUGCUCUGUCAGUUUCCUAAACAGCUUCCCUUCAACAUCCUCCAGGACAUGUUCACCCUCCAGCCACCAGAGACCAGCAACACCUUAGACACUCUGUUCUACGGCGUCUUCACCUCCCAGUGGUCCUUGAGUCCAGAGUCGGCUGUGUGCGUCUUUAAGCUGCAGGACUUAAAGACGGUAUUCACUGGGAGCUACAGGACCUUCAACAUGCAGACCCACCAGUGGAGUCCACUGCAGGGAAAACACUCCUAUCUGGGACAGUGUGGACUAGAUAAGGAUUCAGAUUCUAGUUUAGCAGAGGUGAAGAGGAGUUUCCUGACCAGCAACAGUGUGAAACCAUUCGGAGAUGGUCCGAUUGUUGUUAAUUCAGAGCAGAGCUACAGUCGUGUGGCUGCAAUGAGGACACAAGCAGCCAAUGGCAAAGAGUAUACCAUCCUUUUCCUUCUUACAGAGUCUGGAUUCCUCCACAAAGUGGUUUUGUUUGAACAGGGUGCACAGGUCAUUGAGGAGAUUCAGGUCUUCACACAACCUCAGCUGGUCAAAAGCAUGGUCCUCUCCUCCUCCAAGGGAGUUCUUUAUGUGGGGACAUCGGAGGGCGUGACCGCUGUUCCUGUGGCCAAAUGCUCCAUCUACAGAAGCUGUACCCAGUGUGUCCUGGCCAGAGAUCCUCUCUGUGGAUGGAGCCGGACCAGGAGGGUCUGCACCGGUCUGGACAGCAGUCCUGAAAACAUGACUCAAGUCCUAGAAAACAGCAAUGUGGAAGAGGAAUGUGAUGGACAAACAGAGGCCAGUGUGAACACAGACAUCAACAUUCAUUUGAAUGAAGUGGUGAGGCUUAAUUGUCUGAAACCUUCCAACCUGGCCACCCUCACCUGGACUUCCCCUCAAUUCAAAAUCCUUCCAAAGGAGCUCUUCAUCCAAUCAGCUGACGGCAACCUGACCUUCCAUGCCAGAACCAACACCUUUGGAACCUACCACUGCGAAGCAUGGGAAGAUGGGCACAAGGAAGUAGUCAAAAGCUAUGACGUCCGACAGAUUGUUUCUCCACGUUCCAUGAACCCUGCUUCAGGGGUCGACCAUGUGUCUGACACCACAGAGGAGUCCUAUGACAUACCAGUGACCUCUAUGAUACCACCUUCAGGAGACCCAGGGGACUACCCAUUAAAGAACAAAGGUGGUGAACCUGUCAUUACUGAAGACAAAGCCAAAACUAACAAAGCAGAGCCUAAAUUCAAAAACACCCCUCAUGGUGAUGGUUUGGGCUCCAUAUCGACCCCCGGAAAAGAUGCUCACUCUGGGAAGGAACCACUCAACACUCCAAAAGAGAAGAGUUACCACAGCGAGCUGGUUGUUGUUUCCCUCAUGCUGGCGACCUGCAUCUGUAUCCUGAUUCUAGCUGGGCUCCACAUGUGGCGCCAAAGGAAGACGGACCCUAAACUGGAUGGUCACGUCAGUCUGGAGGAUGGCAGCAAGUUGAAUAAAUCCAUGGAGAGUGUUCCCUCUCUGAGCUCGCCAGAGGAUGCUGGACCUGAACUGAAGGUGGCGGAGUAACACUGUUUAAUGAAGGACAUCUUAAUUCAAACUUUGCUGGUUCAGCUAAAGCAUUUGCCUUCAAGAGCUUGUAUCAUAAUUAGAACCUGACCGAGAUGGGAUUUUUGAGAACAAUACUGAUACAGAUUUCAAAGGGGAAAAAUUCACUGAUUACUGAUAUGGCAGUUGAUAUUGUGAAUUUUUCAGCUGGAAAGAAAAUAGAUCUAUUCUAUGUGGAUUAUGCACUGAUUAUGCACCAAUAUGACUAUGCAAAGGUACUCAGAAGGCUGCUUUCUUAAACAAAUUGGUGAUGUUCUUUUGACUGGAUUUGCUAGAUCCCUGGCUUGUCUUUCCUUUGCAUGUAUUGUGGAUAACUAUAAUACCAUCUUUGGAGAAAUAGUCCCACACCUUUGCUGUCACUUUUCAGUCAUCUGUAGGUGAUAGAGGAAAGAACAAUUUUUAGAUGGACAUUUUUAAGUGUAGAGAUAACAGCUAAUUUUAACUGAUCAUAUAUUUUACAUAUAAAAUAUUGAUCUGAGAAGUAACUACUUACUAUAGCUGUGAAAUAAAUGUAGUGGAGUAAAAAGUAAAAUAUUUCCUCUGAAAUGUAGUGGAGUGGAAGUAUAAAGUAGCUUAAAAAGCCAUGGAAAUACAGGUAAGUACAAGUACCUCUAAAGUGUACUUAAGUACAGUCCUUGAGUAAAUGUACUUAGUUACAUUCCACCACUGCUCUCUAUUAAACCACGUAUUCUCUACUCUGUCCAGCUGUCUAUGAGCUUCAUGCUACAGCUUUGUUCUGAUUCUAAACCAUUACUUCAAUGGAUUGAACUCUAAUCAGAAAUGCUUUUUUUCUUGCUUAUCAAAUGUCAUCUUUAGCAAUAAUUAUUGUUAAUUGUUAAAUAUUUUUAAUGUAUAACAUUAUCGGUUACAAACAGCAAGUCAUGGUUCACUGCUGCUGAGUCGAGAUGAACAGCUGCAGCAGUGUUACAUCAUAUUCUGCUAUAUAUGCUAUAACUUUCAACCCCUGAAAACCAGAAAACCAGACUCUUAAAGUUUAACUUUUGUAAAUGCAAUUACUGUAAUUGUUUGGUUGGAGGGCAUACCUUACCUGAUGCAUUCCUUUGAAUUUGCUACAAUACUGACUCUACUGACAAACUAUAACUCAGCAGGCUUACUUACUUACACCACCGUGUGCUCAGCUGUGAUGCAUACUCUGCCUUGUAUGCUGCAGACAGUGCAGAGAGUAUUGUAAAUAAUGGAGUCAGAGCAUGCUCUGCUGGACAAACUAUGUGAUGACAACAGUUCUAAAUCAUAGUUUUCUACAUUAUAUGUUCUGUUAAAAAAGCUUUCAUGUUGGCGCAUAUCGGAAAACAUAUAUGCUGAUACCAAUAUAUCUGUGAUAGGCCCCUAUUGGUCAAUAAUAUUGGCCAGCAGAUAAAUUGGUCGGGCUAUAGUCAUGAUAUUGAAAGGAACUGUACAAGAAAUACCCCAAGGAAAUUUAUUAUUUUUUGAGUACCUUGUUGUAUUUGUCUGUGUGUGUGUGUGUGUGUGUGUGUUGAUGUUGUGCUGUUCUGCUUAUAUCUUUCUGGAAAUUCAGUAAAAACUUAAAUGGGGAAAAAAAAAAGGAACUGUCUAAAGUUUUAGUGAAGUACUCCUGUUAAUUGUCAGCUGAGAAGACAGAAAUUAGUUUAAUCUCUGUGCAUCCAGUACAGACAUAUUUCCAGGAUCUAUUUAGCCUAGCUUAUCACAGACCAGAAAUAGGGACAACUGUAAGCCUAGCUUGAUUAAAAGUGAAAAAAAUCAUUGACAACUCCAAAUCAUUUUCUAGCACUUGAUUUUAUGCCAUCCAACAGUACAGUAACCACUUGUGUAGUAUUAGCUCAGACUAAGUGUUUGAAAGUUCAGUUAAAAGCAGAAACUUUUGGCUUCCUGGUGGCCUUUGGGUUUAAUAUGGUCAAUGGUACAACAUGUAAUUGCAAUGUCUGUCUGGCAGCCUCUGUGAUCCCCCUUCUGCCUCCCUCUGUUUCCUGUCACUUCUAUGAAUAAAAGGUUAAAAAAA
Messenger RNA from Thunnus maccoyii (southern bluefin tuna), 4537 nucleotides. Its product is annotated as semaphorin-4A-like. The record is from RefSeq and is a predicted model, not a curated record. The transcript is spliced from 16 exons. Gene Ontology annotation, biological process: negative regulation of axon extension involved in axon guidance; positive regulation of cell migration; axon guidance. Gene Ontology annotation, molecular function: semaphorin receptor binding; chemorepellent activity. NCBI's taxonomy places the organism in Eukaryota, Metazoa, Chordata, Actinopteri, Scombriformes, Scombridae. Bases 88 to 2499 code for a protein of 803 amino acids.